AUGGCCUGGCUCGACGAGGCGCAGGAGUGGGUGUGGACGGACGCGGUGCAGGUCGGGGGGAGGGUGUUCCAUGCGAGCUGUCAUCGCGAGGCGUACGGGUCGCUGCAGCAGACGUCGGGGAGUACUGUGGCGGGGGUUGGCGUGCUGGGGAAGAGGAAGGCUGAGGAUGAGGGUGGGGGACUGAGGGGGAAGAUGAAGGUGGAGGGGCAAUAUUAG
Molecule: messenger RNA, 216 nt
Organism: Parathielavia appendiculata
Lineage: Eukaryota; Fungi; Ascomycota; Sordariomycetes; Sordariales; Chaetomiaceae
Exons: 2
Coding region: 1-216 (71 amino acids)
Source: RefSeq, a predicted model, not a curated record